Molecule: messenger RNA, 885 nt
Organism: Rotaria socialis
Lineage: Eukaryota; Metazoa; Rotifera; Eurotatoria; Philodinida; Philodinidae
Source: the annotation of a GenBank genome assembly
AUGAAUUCCCCAAUAGCAAUACGUCUUGAACGUGAUGGGACUGAUCAACAGUGGGGUUUUCGCCUUCAAGGUGGAACUGAUUUCUCUGUUCCAUUAUCAAUUGAAUUUGUCGCUCCAUAUACUUUAGCUGAAACAAUGGGUUUAAAUGUGGGUGAUCAAGUUAUAUCAAUCAAUGGUCGAAAUGUGACUAAUCUUACUCAUCAAAAUGCUAAAAUGGAAAUAACACGUUCUGGCAAUGAACUUGAAUUAACUGUGAUAAAAGGAGCAGUUAAUCAACGAUCAAUAUCAACACUUCGAUCUUCUUCACAAACAAAAAAAACUUCUGUACACUAUAAGCCAACGGCACCAGCGGUAAAUCCUAACUUUACGUCAACCAAUCAGUCUCAAACUCAUGUUGGUAGUACCCAUAAUCGACAACCAGCGCAGCACGAUGGACACAUAGCAAAUUUUGAAUCAUCACCUGCAUAUAAUCGAGACCCACUUCAGCGUGAAGUAUGGACACCAGUUGCAUAUUGUGACAAUCCACAAGCUUCAACUCGUCAUUACGGUACAGCUGUGUAUCAUGCUCAAUAUAAUUCUCCGAUAGGACUUUAUAGUGAUGACAAAGUAUUAGAAGCAUUUAAAUCACAAACAGGAAAUUUGAUUAAUGAAAUUAAAGGAAACGAUCUUCGUCAAUCAGCUGAUAAUUAUAAUGAUAGCAUGAAUACAAAGUCAUCACCAACAUAUCAAGCUGUAAUGAACAUUCAACCAAAAAACAACAUUACUUAUUCAUCUGAAGCAAAACUUUCUCGCUCAUUUCGCGCUCUUGAACAAGACCUAAUGUCUGUAGAAGGUACGCCACAAGCACCUAAAUCAAUUUAUGAUCAACGUCGUCAACAUGAAUAA